This is a messenger RNA of Thalassophryne amazonica, 2996 nucleotides long. Its product is annotated as cell adhesion molecule 2-like. NCBI's taxonomy places the organism in Eukaryota, Metazoa, Chordata, Actinopteri, Batrachoidiformes, Batrachoididae. The coding region runs from base 16 to 1242 and encodes 408 amino acids. The transcript has 11 exons. The record is from RefSeq and is a predicted model, not a curated record.
CAAAGACAACAGAAUAUGAUCGUCAAGCAGCACUUGAUCUUCAUCCUCUCCAGCCUGUGCGCGGACCUCUUUAAAGUGGCUGGGACAAAGAGCAAAGUGAAAGGUAGCCAAGGUCAGUUCCCCAUAACUCAGAAUGUGACGGUGGUGGAGGGGGGCACGGCCAACAUGACCUGCCGUGUGGAUUACAAUGAUGAACACUUCCCUCCAGUGGUCGAAUCCUGCACAACAGACCCUGUCUUUGGGGACAAGAAAGCUCUGAGGGACAACAGAAUCGAGCUGGUUCGAGCCUCGUGGCAGGAGCUCACCAUCAGAAUCAGUGACGUCAGCCUGUCAGAUGAGGGCCAGUACACCUGCUCACUCUUCACCAUGCCUGUCAAGACCACCAAGGCCUUCCUCACGGUUCUGGGAAUGCCAGUACGACCAGAAAUCACUGGAUUCACCAAGCCUGCCAAGGAGGGGGACAUCAUAACCCUGACGUGCACUACAACAGGCAGCAAACCAGCUGCCGUCAUCCGAUGGUUCCGCAAUGACAAGGAGGUCCAAGGCACCAAGGAGGUGAAUGCAACAGGAAAGUCAUUCACAGUGAAAAGCAGCCUCCAGUUUCAGGUGGACAGACGGGAUGAUGGGGUCGCCUACACCUGCAGCGUGGAGCAAGUGUCUCUGUCCAACCCCUACAUGACAACAGAGGUCCUAGAGGUCCACUAUGUUCCCCAUCUGGAGAUUACACAUUCACUGAUUAUUCCACAAGAAGGCCAAUACUUCAAAUUGGAGUGCGUUUCCAUAGGCAAUCCAAUACCUGAACAGGUGCAGUGGUCUAAAGAUGGAGGAGAGCUGCCAGACAUUGAGCGGAUGAUUGUGGAGGGCAGGGAACUAACCAUCACCACACUGAACAAAACAGACAACGGCACAUACCGAUGUGAGGCCAGCAACUACCUGGGGACCAGCAGUGCUGAAUAUGUACUGUUUGUAUAUGCCAAAGGCUUACCAGGGCCCACAACAGACCCCAACGCUUUAGGACAGCACGGACCUGACCACGCUUUAAUCGGUGGUGUUGUUGCAGUGGUCGUCUUCAUCACCUUGUGUUUGAUAAUAGUUCUGGGACGUUAUCUGGCCAGACAUAAAGGGACAUAUUUAACACACGAGGCCAAAGGCGCGGAGGAUGCCCCCGAUGCAGACACGGCCAUCAUCAACGCCGAGGGAAACCAUGUGCACGCAGAGGAAAAGAAAGAGUAUUUCAUUUAGACCUCUGUUGCUCAUUUGUUUUUGCUCAUUUUGACAAUUUUGGAUGGCAGGUGUGAUUUUUGAAGCUGCCUCUGCGUUGGUACAUAAUCUGUUUCAUUUGUCCUCACAUGAUUAUAUGCUUAUUUUCAAAGCAUUUGCUGACAACAUACUCUUCUCCAUUUGUAUUCAGUCUGAACUGUGUCCUUUGGGAUUAUUUCCAAGGUCCCAUGGUAGAAAACUGUUGUACUUUUUAAAAAAUAUAUUUCUUUCAGUUAUAACAGCCUGAUUUCUUCACUCAACCUGUAACAAAGCUUUUUUUGUCAUUUAUGUUUCAACGCAUCAGCUUUUCAUACUGUUUUGUUGUAACAGCAAAACAUGAUAGAUCCACAACUUCAUCAGAUAUUAACAUUUGAUGAAGAAUUUUUUUUUUUAAAAGUGCCCUUUUUGUUGCGCGGAGUCAACCCCACUGUGCCCAUACUGCAUUUAUUUAAAAUAAAUAAAAAUCCUGAAGUAGACCAAACAUUUUGACAAGACAAAACAAAACGUAGAAGCACACUUGGUGAUCGUCUCUAGAUGACAUCAGCUCACUUUUAGCAGUGUCUGUGUAUUCUUGCAUUGAUUUAUUUCCAUUUUGAUUGUGUUUUGCUGUUGUUUACCACAACAGAGAGCAAGUUAGAAAAUUAAAGCACAAAGUCUGAGGACUAAAAUGGAGGGAUAACACAUCAACUGUUUCUCAGGAUUCAAUGCGAGUCUCGACAGAGAGAUGAUGUCAGUUAUACGAUGAGGAGUUCAAAAGUUGUUGCCACUAAUGAAUUUUUUUCGUUGCCUAUUUCACGUACAAUCCAACUGGAAUGAAUGAAACCUUGUGGGUGUUCUUUAUGUAUGUUAUUUUAUUGAAUAACUAUGCUCAAUAUGUGGAUAUUGCUGUAAAAUACUUUGCUAACGUGAAUAAUGGUGAACGAAAUUGUUGAAACUUGAGAUUCCUGACACAUAACAAUUUGUAUAUUAGCAUAAUCACUAUUUACAUACUCCACAUUUUAAUUUUUGUCAUUAAGCUAAGUAAAACCAGAGAUUGUUUUGCCAGAAGGCGUGUAAAUAAUGUGUAAGUAUUAUGUUUUAGUAAAAGAAAACACAAAUUAGAGCUUUUUAAUUUCAGAUCAUAUCACUACCUGUCACUUUGAAGAUACCGUUUUCACAUUUUGAAAGAAUUCUUCAAACAGGGAUCCGAAUCGAAAGAAUAAAAUGUGUGUAUGUGUGUGUGUUGGGGGGAGGGAAUCUGGUUAAAAUAUAUGUAUUUAUUAUUCUGAUUGACAUUUAUUAGAUAAUACUGUAUUGAUUGAUAUUAUUGCUGUCAUUACUAAAGUUGUUGUCUGACAUUAACCUUUCCAUUUGCUUUUUUGUUUGUUUGAUUUUUAUUCUGUAAGUUAUCAUGACAAACAAUAUGAUGAUCACCGUUAUGGCCUUUGAGUUUGCUGCAAACAGUAUUAAUGACAUGCUGAGGCAUUGGUGAAUCAGACAUCCCCUCACUGUACAUAGUCACUGUAUUAAAUUCAUUGUUGCCAAUGGACACAUGUUAUUUUGUUAGCUCAGUCAGUACAAUGCUAUAAAUAACUCAUUUUGUAUAAAGUUUUAUUCGCUGUAAUUAAUUUGCUUUUUAUGGGGGAUGUGUGAUGUAUUGAAUAUUCAUUUUUCAACUAUGCCACUGUAAAAAAAAAAUGAAAAAAAGAAAAAGAAAAGAAGGAAAAUCUGGAUUAAAGUAUGAACAACUUGAAAAU